Cherax quadricarinatus is the source of this 3660-nucleotide messenger RNA. The record is from RefSeq and is a predicted model, not a curated record. Lineage: Eukaryota; Metazoa; Arthropoda; Malacostraca; Decapoda; Parastacidae.
GUGUACAACAAAUAAGCAUCGUUAGCUAUGUCUUCUGCCUCCGAACAUAUUUCCAUUAUGUAUAUUUUCUGAGUGUACCGGCGACAAGGGUUUGGAUUUCUUAUUUCUAGCGUCAAUGUCCGAUUAUUAUUCAAGGUAAAACUUUUUCGCCAGUGUUGUUUUGUCGGUUCGGGGGCUCAUACGUGUUUGUUGCGGAUUCCUCACUACUUGAUUGGUUUAUUAAGUCGAGUUUCAGUCCACCGACACAAUGUUAAAAUUUAUGAAACACCAACAAAAAAUCAGUCCGGAACGAAUACAGAAGCAAAAGGAAUUAUUCGCAUUUAACCAGUUAUGGCACACCAGGAGUAGAAUUGUAUGGUCAAAAUGAAAACAGUGAAUCAGCAAUCAAUCAUCUCACUUUUCUACAUGGACAGUGUCGUCUAGUCUCACUGUGUGAGGACAACAGUCUCCACUUAUGGCAGCUAAAGCAACUAGGAGACUCUGGUGGUAUGCAACUUGUUCAAGCUAACUCUACAUCCCUUGAGGGAAAGCUCAAGAAGAUCAGUGUAGUUGUAGCAGACAGCAAAUGUGAGCACUUAAUGGUGGGAACUGAAGGGGGCAACAUAUAUCUUCUUAACCUGUCAACGUUUGCUAUGUCUGAUAAUAUCAUUUACCAGGAUGUUGUCAUGCAGAAUGUUCCUGAGGAUUACAAAGUGAAUCCUGGCCCAGUUGAAGCCAUUGCUGAACACCCAACUGAGCCAAACAAGAUUUUGAUUGGUUAUCAGCGUGGCCUUAUAGUUCUCUGGGACAAAAAGAAUCUAUGUGCAGACCAGACAUAUGUAUGUAGCCAGCAGCUGGAGUCUGUGUGUUGGCACACAGAUGCUGCACAUUUUACUACCUCUCACAAUGAUGGCAGCUACAUGGUCUGGUCAGCUACAGAUUCUGCUCAGCCUACUGAUGGACCCCACACUGUGUAUGGGCCUUUUCCCUGCAAGCCAAUCACUAAAAUUUUAAGGCCUGCUGGAAAGGAAGGUGACUUCAUUGUGUUUAGUGGUGGUAUGCCAAGAGCCAGCUAUGGUGACCGCAACACUGUGACUGCCAUCCUUGGUGAUAAUCAUGUUACUUUUAACCUUACCUCCAAAGUUAUAGACUUUGUUGUUGUUAAGGAUAGUGAUGCAGGACAUGCAAGCUGCUUAGCAAUUUUAGCUGAGGAGGAGGCUGUGUUUAUAGACUUAGAAACAGAAGAUUGGCCUGCAUUUGCUGCACCAUACUUGGCCUCUCUUCACUCAUCAGCCAUCACCUGUUCUGUACUGGCAUCUUCAGUAGCCUUGGAGGUUUAUGAUAAAAUAAAGGAAGCUGGAUCCAAGCAGCAGUCAGGUCUGUCCACAAGGCCCUGGCCCAUCAAUGGAGGGAAAAUAAAAAAUACAGAUUCCCCUAAACAGAGAGAUGUGUUGUUGACUGGGCAUGAAGAUGGUACGGUACAGUUUUGGGAUGCCUCUGGAGUUUCUCUGACACUAUUAUACAAGUUAUCAACGUCUCGACUUUUUCUGUCAGAGGAUCUUGGAGGUGAUGGAGCAUCAGCAGAAGAUGAUGACUGGCCUCCAUUCAGGAAGGCUGGCCUAUUUGACCCAUACAGUGAUGAUCCAAGAUUAGGGGUGAAGAAAAUGGAGAUGUGUCCCUACACUGGAACACUUAUUGUUGCUGGUACAGCUGGACAGAUUCUUAUACUUAAUCUGGAUGUCAAAGAGAAGGAAAUUAUUCCAGAGUGUGUAAAUGUAAAUCUGGUUGCUGAAAAUGACAGUUUUGUUUGGAAGAGCCACAAUAAACUUGAGAUGAAAACUCAACCAGUCAAAUUUGAACCAGGCAUGCAGCCAACAGUUGUGGUACAGUUCUACCCUCCUGCAUCAUGCACUUCACUUACUCUUCAUAGUGAAUGGGGACUAGUGGCAUGUGGCACUGCUCAUGGAUUUGGUCUCUUUGAUAUUGUGCAAAAAAAAAAUCUACUCGCCAAAAGUACCUUAAGUCCCUUGGACCUUGCCAAUGCUGCUGAUGAAGGCCCCAUGUCUCGAAGAAAGUCACUAAAGAAGUCUUUACGAGAGUCAUUUAGACGUUUACGUCGUGGCAGAUCUCAGCGUAAAACUGGAAGACCAGGGGCUGCAUCACCUACAGGUUCACAUCCUUCGAGCACGGGAGCAGCAGCAGCUGGUGAUGAUGAAGGGCUGAAACCAGUGGAAAGAGCUGUUGAGGCACGCUCACAUAGCAGUGACUACAUUGGCUCCAUGGUUCGCUGCCUUCACCUCACAAAGUGCUUCAUUGCAAACACUCAAUUAAUGUCAGCUACACUUUGGGCUGGCACAAACAGUGGGGCCAUUUACGUAUUUACCAUUGCCAUUCCACCAUCUGAAAAACGAGGAGAAGUACCACUAAGUGUGCAGCUAGGUAAAGAGAUUCACUUGAAGCAUGGGGCACCAGUCAUAAGUAUAUGCAUUCUCGAUGGUGCGAGUAGACCUUUCCCUGAACCAAUGGCAGUCAAGAAAGAGGCAGCCCCAUCACCUAAUACCAAUAUGCCACACAGAGUUUUGAUAUGCUCAGAAGAACAGUUUAAGGUGUUUACCCUACCACAAUUAAAACCAUUUUGCAAAUUCAAACUUACGGCACAUGAAGGUUCAAGAGUACGCAAGAUAGGCUAUGCAGAUUUUGUAUCUUCAGUAGAUGAAAGUUACCGGGAAUCAUGCUUCAUGGUUAUGACCAACAUGGGAGAUUUUUCUGUGUACUCUUUGCCUGACUGUCGAAGGCAAAUGUACACAGCGCACAUAAAAAGGGAAGAUAUCAAUGGCAUCAAUAGUGUGGUGUUCAGUAACCGUGGUGAGGCUCUGUACUUGAUGUCUCCUUGUGAAUUAGAACGGGUCUCCCUCUCAGCAAGGCACAUAACCCGACCCACUGGAACAGUUCCCAUUUUAAAAUCCAUUCCAGUCAAGGAGCCACAAGAAGAAAACUCUAAAGAAAAGCCAAAUGAGAGUCAAGCAGAAGGUGGUGAUGCUGCUGUAGCAGCUGCUAGUGCUACUGCUGCUGAGGUGCAAGAUGACUCUAUUGAUUCUCAGGAGAAGGCUGAAAAUGAAUCUAGCAGAGAUGAAAAAGAGGAAAAAUUAUCUGGUGAGGCUGUAGGUGGAAGUAUUAGAAAAGUGGAUGAAGUUAAAGAGAAUGGCGAUAGCAGUUUACUCAGUGGAGAUAUCACAAUCGACUCGAUUCGUGACCACAUGGAUGACCUCAAAGUGUCAGAGAAGACGAUGGAGGUGGCCACUACAGCGAACACUACCAGCUCCAGUACCCUCACCAGUAAUAAUGCUAUGGUGAAGCAGGAGAGCAGUAGUGUCACUGUUGUCAAAUCUACCACCAUCACCUCCAUGUCCUCAUCAUCUCCAGAGUCGUCAUCCGUUCAAGUAGUUGAGACAUCUACAACUGAAGUGAACCACAGCACAGUAAACGGAACUGAGACUAAAAUACGAGCACCAUUGGCCAAGGCAGAAUCCUUCUUCAGCAAAGAACCCAGAAUCAAGAGUGAUGAAUAAACCAUAGAAACUUUAUGAGAAGGAUUUUGAACAUGAGCCAUCCAUGGGUUAAUGGAAAGAACUUCAAAUGGUUACAUACAUACAUAAAAUUGCUAAAUAUAUAAUAAUAUAU